Molecule: messenger RNA, 439 nt
Organism: Staurois parvus
Lineage: Eukaryota; Metazoa; Chordata; Amphibia; Anura; Ranidae
Source: the annotation of a GenBank genome assembly
AUUCACUUCCAAUUUAAUUGGUGCCCACAUAGUUCCAGGGAUGAUGCCACUUGGCAGAGCCAGGGACAUGACACCAAUGAUUUAGCUUUUUGUAAGGAUGGCAUUCUGGUCACCACUGUAAUGGGGGCAUUCUUCCCACUGACCUCCAAAGCAAGGGGCAUUCUUCCCACUGACCCCCAAUGUAAGGGGCAUUCUUCCCUCUGACCCCCAAUGUAUGGAGCAUUCUUCCCACUAACUGCCAAUGUAAGAAGCAUUCUUCCCAAUGACCACUAAUGUAAGGAACAUUCUUCCCAAUGACCACCAACGUAAGGGGCAUUCUUCCCAAUGACCACCAACGUAAGGGGCAUUCUUCCCAAUGACCACCAACGUAAGGGGCAUUCUUCCCAAUGACCACCAACGUAAGGGGCAUUCUUCCCAAUGACCACCAACUAAGGGGCAU